Molecule: messenger RNA, 3394 nt
Organism: Acanthaster planci (crown-of-thorns starfish)
Lineage: Eukaryota; Metazoa; Echinodermata; Asteroidea; Valvatida; Acanthasteridae
Product: scavenger receptor cysteine-rich domain-containing protein DMBT1-like
Biological process (GO): cell-cell junction maintenance
Cellular component (GO): membrane
Molecular function (GO): protein binding
Source: RefSeq, a predicted model, not a curated record
UUCGUGCUAUAGGAAGCACAGACAGUCCACCUUACACCACCGACGAACCGUCUUACGGUUGCCGUCCAUACGAAUGGCGAUGCUAUUACAACGGUCAGUGCAUCCCAGACUACCAAAGAUGCGACGGUUACUCCAACUGCUACUACGGGGAAGAUGAAUUCAACUGUCACGGAAGCACACCCUACGCCACACAAGGACCACCUUACGGCUGCAAUCCAUACGAAUGGCGAUGCAAUCAUACCGGUCAGUGUAUCCCAGACUACCAAAUAUGUGACGGAUACUCCAACUGCUACUACGGGGAAGAUGAAAGCGAUUGUAAUGUUUUAGUUCGCCUUGUGGGUGGUAGCUCCUCCAAGGAAGGUCGCGUUGAGGUGUAUUACCAAGGUCAGUGGGGGACGGUUUGUGACGAUCAUUGGGACGUUGCUGACGCUAACGUCGUCUGUCGCAUGCUUGGCUUACCACCUGCAACCGUUGCCUGGGUUUUGGCCCACUUUGGCCAAGGAUCUGGUCCGAUUGCUCUCGAUGAUGUCAACUGCCGAGGCAACGAAUCCAGUAUAGCUGAAUGUCAACAUAGAGGCUGGUUUAGACACAAUUGCGUACAUAGAGAAGAUGCGGGAGUUACUUGCGGCCAAGGAAAUGGUGGGUACUACACAGAAGGCCCACCUUACACCACCGAAGAACUCCCUCACGGAUGCAAUCCAUACGAAUGGCGAUGCAAUCACACCGGUCAGUGUAUCCCAGACUACCAAAGAUGUGACGGAUACUCUAACUGCUACUACGGGGAAGAUGAAAGCGAUUGUAAUGUUUCAGUUCGCCUUGUGGGUGGUAGCUCCUACAGGGAAGGUCGCGUUGAGAUGUACAACAAUGGUCGCUGGGGGACGGUUUGUGACGAUUAUUGGGACAUUCGUGACGCUAACGUCGUAUGCCGUAUGCUUGGCCUACCACCUGCAACCAUUGCCUGGACAAAUGCUUACUUCGGUCGAGGAUCUGGUGCCAUUGCUCUUGACGAUGUCAACUGCCGAGGCAGUGAAAUCAUUAUAUCUGACUGUCAACACAGAGGCUGGUUUAGCCACAACUGCGGACAUUCCGAAGAUGCGGGAGUAACUUGCGGCCAAGGAACUGUGAGCACAGACAUUCCACCUUACACAACCGACGAACCCUCUUACGGCUGCAGUCCAUACGAAUGGCGAUGCUAUUACAACGAUCAGUGUAUUCCAAACUACCAGAGAUGCGACGGAUACCCCAACUGCUACUACGGGGAAGAUGAAUUCAACUGUCAUGCAAGCUCAGACAGUCCACCUUACACCACCGAAGAACCGUCUUACGGUUGCCGUCCAUACGAAUGGCGAUGCUAUUACAACGGUCAGUGUAUUCCAAACUACCAACGAUGCGACGGAUACCGUGACUGCUGCUACGGGGAAGACGAAAAUGGCUGCAGCUGUGCUUCCCAGAGCAAAAAGGACAAAGCUAAGCUGGACGCCCAACUUGAGCAGCUUUUGUGAAAGAGACGCCAGACGGGUCAAGAUUAGAUCCUGAAAGAAAACACAAGUUCCGGACCAGAACCUCACCAGGAAAUGAAACUGACCAAUGGCAAAGAAGAGGACUCCUAUGUCCAGUCGAUUGAACUUAGCAUUAGUUAUAAAGCAGUUAGUUCUUUCACUUUUGACUCUUGAAUAUGUUCUUAAAUUUAAUGUUCCAAGCCUUCAAUUAGGGUUAUAGAUUUCAGUUGAUCUACUCCAAAUUCUCUUCUAUUCAAACAUCGAGAGGUACAAUAGACAACUGUUUGUGUGGAAUACAUUGCCCAAUAAUUUGGAAGACAUUAAUGCAAAUCCUGCCUUUCAUCGUGAAGUGAAGCGACGCGUGUGCGUGGGUUCGGGGGUACGUGAGCCCUGAGCCCACGUUGGAUGAGGUGUUAUUCUCCAGUGAGAGACAGCCGGUCAAUCAAAGUUGAUGAUGCUUGAUCUUGGGUUUAUUGAUUUCCAGCCGUAACAAAAGCCCAGUCAGCACAAAAUCCAGUUGUGACAAAAUCCAGUUGUGACAAAAUCUUGAAUAAAAACAACAUGUAUCACGUGCACACAGUCAUUAUCUGUGAUUGAUAUAAUCAUAUAUGAUCCAAUUUAUAAUUUAUGAAGAAAAUCUCACGGUUCAAGGAUGUGGCCCAACAUUAAAACCACCCAGCACUUCGCCCCAAUCUCUGGAUUAAUUACAUGUACUUGUUGUGCAGCAUGCACUCAAGUGUUCAGCAAUAUGACAUUAAAUUUUAGCGUGAAUAAAUAUGACAAUAAUGGCAGCACCAAGAGAGUAAUUGUCUGCAAAUAAAACCCAUAACAAUCGAAAUGUGCAACGUUCUUUGUGCAGUUGUGUAUCCCAUUGACAGCUUGGAAAAGCACGCACAAACCGUAAGCCCUGGGUCAGGGGUCACAGCGGAAAAGUACCUCAGUUCAUGUCGCAUACACGCGCCGGUCUCCCCAUGCCGUACUACAUGCACGUGCAAUGAAUGACACAGGAAACAGGUGAGAAAAGGAACGUGACUGAAGUCGCUGGCAAAAAGUAAAAUGUCCCCAAUUUUCACACAAAACAAAAUAUAUGGCAUUCAUGGAGGGAUCACCAAAAUACCCAGUGUCCACCUGCAAGUAGGAGAUACCUACUUUUGCUUUCCAAAUGAGGACACAAAAAAGAAGGAGGGGAUAGAGUUUCCAGCCCAGUUGGUAGAGGAAUCCGUCGACCCAGGCUUAAAGGAAACAAAUUCCAUCCAUCAGCAGGCAAAUGUUUUGUGAAAUUUAGACUCUUUAAAAGGUAGAUAACAUAAAAGUAUCAAACGCAAAAAGUGACGCAUAUUUAAAAAAUCCCGACAUAAAACAAUCAUGUACUACUUGGCAAACUCGGGUAAAUGUUCAUUUGUUUGAGCUUAUUUGUUUUCAGUAAGAUAUCUUUAUCUGCAGGUUUGUUCCGUAAAUUGUUGGAAUUAUAUCCCAAAUUUUUUGCUAACUUCUAGAAUGUCUGCAUUUAGUUUCCUUAAACGAGGAAAUAAUCAAUAAGGUUGAAUGAUGAGGGGCUUUCAUUCACUUGAACAGAAAGGAAAUCAAUCACCGACUGUCUACAUAUCUGUGAUCUUUAGAACCACGGCGUGUUCCCAAAACGGUUCAAGUUAUAAGUCGCGGCAGAUAGCAUUUCCUGCCUAAAGACUGUUUGCUAUAACUUGUUGCAGGGCACGUUUUGUAACAAUUCAUUAAUAACAGGGAAAGUACUCUGAUCAAUAUAUAAUUGGCGUAAUAUUAUUAUUAUUGACGAGUAGUGUCUUUCUGCAUAGCAUGAAUUCCGAUGUGCCAUUUUGUGGUCCAUGGUCCACUUUUUGUUUUCCUUUGUAGAAAUAAAAAGAUAGCUUAAAGCGCGA